AUGGCUGGUCUUAGUGAUUUUAGUAACAGUGCACGAAAUGGUCAAUCCGGUAUACCCUCUGCCUACAGAGGAGUCCGGAAGAGGAAAUGGGGCAAAUGGGUGUCUGAAAUCCGCGAACCAGGGACCAAGAACCGUAUCUGGCUAGGUAGUUUCGAGACUCCUGAAAUGGCUGCAACAGCCUAUGACGUUGCAGCGUUCCAUUUCAGGGGACGAGAGGCUCGUCUCAACUUCCCUGAGUUCGUCAGCAGCCUGCCACGUCCUGCAGACUCGAGCUCAGACAGCAUUCGCAUGGCGGCUCAUGAGGCAACACUCUACCUAAGAACAGAGCCAGUGGAGUCAGCCAUGCAUGUGGACACUUCAAGCUCAACCAACGCAGGUCUAACGAUGGUCAGGCUCUCACCAAGAGAAAUUCAAGCGAUCAACGAGUCAACUUUGGGGUCUCCUACCAUGUUGAUGCAUUCAACAGAUGACUCAAUGGGGUUUGCUAAUUACAUGGGGAUGAAUGUUUGGGAUACAUACCAGACUGACUCUCUUUGGGACCUUUAA
This is a messenger RNA of Eruca vesicaria subsp. sativa (arugula), 546 nucleotides long. NCBI's taxonomy places the organism in Eukaryota, Viridiplantae, Streptophyta, Magnoliopsida, Brassicales, Brassicaceae. The record is from the annotation of a GenBank genome assembly.